GCCAUGGGGGACCUGUUUAUGCUCAGGGUGGCCAUGGGCAUAUGCUAUGCCACCUUCAGUGCCUCUGCCUGGUCAGUGAACAAUUUCCUGAUGACAGGUCCCAAGGCCUAUCUAACCUACACUACCAGCGUGGCCCUGGGCGCCCAGAGUGGCAUAGAGGAAUGUAAGUUCCAGUUUGCUUGGGAACGGUGGAACUGCCCUGAAAAUGCUCUCCAGCUCUCCACCCACAACAGGAUGAGAAGCGCCACCAGGGAGACUUCCUUCAUUCAUGCUAUCAGCUCUGCUGGAGUCAUGUACACCAUUACCAAGAACUGUAGCAUGGGAGAUUUUGAAAACUGUGGUUGUGAUGAAUCAAAAAAUGGAAAAACAGGAGGCCAUGGCUGGAUCUGGGGAGGCUGCAGCGACAAUGUGGAAUUUGGAGAAAGGAUCUCCAAACUCUUUGUGGACAGUCUGGAGAAGGGGAAAGAUGCCAGAGCCCUGAUGAAUCUUCACAACAACAGGGCAGGCAGGCUGGCAGUGAGAGCCACCAUGAAGAGGACCUGCAAAUGUCACGGCAUCUCGGGGAGCUGCAGCAUCCAGACGUGCUGGCUGCAGCUGGCUGACUUCCGGGAAAUGGGUGACUACCUAAAGGCCAAGUAUGACCAGGCGCUGAAAAUUGAGAUGGAUAAGCGGCAGCUAAGGUCUGGGAACAGUGCUGAGGGCUGCUGGGUGCCCACUGAGGCCUUCCUUCCCAGCGCAGAGGCUGAGCUGAUCUUCCUGGAGGAGUCACCAGAUUACUGUACCCGCAAUUCCAGCCUGGGCAUCCAUGGCACAGAGGGUCGCGAGUGCCUGCAGAGCAGCCACAACACUUCCAGAUGGGAGCGACACAGCUGCAGGCGCCUGUGCACUGAGUGCGGCUUACAAGUGGAAGAGAGGAGGACUGAGGCCAUCAGCAGCUGUAACUGCAAAUUCCAGUGGUGCUGCACAGUCAAGUGUGACCAGUGUCAGCACAUGGUGAACAAGUACUACUGCAUGCGCUUCUGGGGCAAGGGCAGCGCCUGGUAG
Choloepus didactylus (southern two-toed sloth) is the source of this 1044-nucleotide messenger RNA. RefSeq names its product Wnt family member 8A (gene WNT8A). The record is from RefSeq and is a predicted model, not a curated record. Gene Ontology annotation, molecular function: cytokine activity; frizzled binding. Gene Ontology annotation, cellular component: extracellular region. The transcript is spliced from 6 exons. Bases 4 to 1044 code for a protein of 346 amino acids. Gene Ontology annotation, biological process: canonical Wnt signaling pathway; neuron differentiation; cell fate commitment. NCBI's taxonomy places the organism in Eukaryota, Metazoa, Chordata, Mammalia, Pilosa, Megalonychidae.